AUGAGUAAAUCAUCGUCACAUGUAACAGCUUUUAAAGAGGACUACGUUAAGCCUACUAAUUUAUUGGAUUUUCCAUUAAAUUCUCUAUCUCGUAAGUAUCCAGAUAUACUGAUUUACACACAUGGUUCUUGUAAUGGUUUGAUUUUGAUGAGAACCCGUAUUAAGGGAGAGAAUAUUAAUCUUUGCCUAUGGAACCCAAGUACAAAACAAUUUAAGAUAAUAGAACUUGAUUCAGAAGAACUCAAGUAUGGACCAGCGGACAAUCAAGAUUUUACAAAGAAAAAUAAACCUGUAGUCACGUACGGUCUUAGUUAUAAUUGCGAUACCAAUGAUUAUAAGAUUGUUAAAGCUAUUGUUGUCGAUGGUUAUGAAUAUUAUCAUAUGAGUGCAAAAGAUCGAUGGUUUUGCUAUGGUACUGAAGUUCAAGUUUAUACACUAGGAUCGGAUUCAUGGAAACUAUUACCCAACAUCGUUCCUUAUGAGAUAGUUCCUUAUAGUACUCAUGCAUUUGUUAAUGGAGCCCUUCAUUGGUUAGCAACUCCAUGCCCUUAUUCGACUAUUCGGCAAUCUAUGUUAAUUGUUUCUUUUGAUAUCGGAGGAGAGAAUUUCAGAGAAAUUCUACUUGGGCCACUCACUUAUAAACUAAAAUGUUCAUCGAGUUCAGUAUUUGUGCACCAAAAACCUGCUGAAGUUUCCCAGGUCUAUCGCAUCUCAGGACGCCAAUACGGUAUAGAAACUUAUGUGGAGAGUCUUGCGUCAAUUUCUGGCGGUACUUAUGCAGGGGAGCCAACUGAUCUACAAAAACAAGCAGUCUCAUUUUACUUAGUAGUUUUGCUGCGCGCAUCAGUUUCUCAGUAUGUUUUCACCUUGUUACACCUAGAUUAUGGUUUUGACGCAGGCCAGCUAUGUUUGAACAAUUAUUCGUCUUGUUUAGAUGUUUUCUAUUGA
Papaver somniferum (opium poppy) is the source of this 948-nucleotide messenger RNA. RefSeq lists its product as uncharacterized. The transcript is spliced from 3 exons. NCBI's taxonomy places the organism in Eukaryota, Viridiplantae, Streptophyta, Magnoliopsida, Ranunculales, Papaveraceae. The record is from RefSeq and is a predicted model, not a curated record. The coding region runs from base 1 to 948 and encodes 315 amino acids.